Staurois parvus is the source of this 341-nucleotide messenger RNA. The record is from the annotation of a GenBank genome assembly. Lineage: Eukaryota; Metazoa; Chordata; Amphibia; Anura; Ranidae.
CACAGGGGCGGACUGAAAACUCAUGGGGUCCCCAGGCAAUAGGAAAUCAUGGGGCCCCUGUGUCCUCACCCACACUCAAACCACACCCAAAAAAGCCUAUGAAAGGUACCAGGGGCAUCUCAUGGGGCCCCCUACUGACCCCGGGCCCUCGGGCAGUGCCAGAGUUUCCAAAUGGUCAGUCCGCCCCUGCUUGGAAGCAAAUGUUGCCUUUAUUUGUCAUUGUUUAUGCAACAUUUGCAGAAAAAUCCUUUUUUUUUUAUAAUAUCAUUGCAUUUCACAUGCAAAAUAGGCAAAUUUUAAAAAGACACAUUGCAAAAACUUAGAUCGGUAUAAAAAUCUUG